Molecule: messenger RNA, 1040 nt
Organism: Saccostrea cuccullata (small rock oyster)
Lineage: Eukaryota; Metazoa; Mollusca; Bivalvia; Ostreida; Ostreidae
Exons: 2
Coding region: 339-866 (175 amino acids)
Source: RefSeq, a predicted model, not a curated record
CCUAGUUACCAUUUUUGUAUAUUACUAUACAAUGGGGACGGAAAGAUAACUCUUACUUAUAAACGAGCAAAGAAAUUUCUAGAUGAAGUGAAAGAGUAUCAAUGACGUCAGAGACGUCUACACUUAUAGAAAAAUUACAGACGUCUAUAUACUCUCCACAAAAAAAAUAUUUUAAUGUUUCAUUAUCUCUCUUUCUUCUACAAUCACAUGUUAGUUACCUAACUCAGUGUAUAAGCUUCGCUUUAUUCCGGAAAUAAUUUGGAUUUUACAAUCUUGCGCACUUUUCACACUAAAUCACAUCGGUGCGCGGUUUUCAACUACACCUACAGAAGACAGACAUGUCACACAAUGAAUUCAAAAUUCCAACCAUGCCAGUACAGUGCCAACUACAAAAAAUUGUAGUGGCUCUUCACAGAUUUAGACAUAACAUGAACAAAAGUGCUCUUGCGAUACAGAUCUGGGAAAACGCUGACCAAAAAAAGGAAAUCAAAGAAGAAACAGUAGAGCUUCAGAGACUCAUUGAAAUUGAAUUAAACUCCAUAAUCAAUCUAGCAAGUAAUGCAAAAGCAGAAUCUUCAAUUCUACACAACAAACUCAGAGAAUUACAAAGCAAAGUCGCUCAUCUUGAAGAAGAAAUAAGAGAAAAACACAAACAAUGCGAAUUUCUACAGCAGCAAGUUGAUGAACUCAACUUUAAAGACAUUAAUAUUGAAGCAGAGAUGAUUUCAGCACCCAAACAGCAAUUGCAAUCCAAAGCUGAUCAAAAAAAUGAAGUCAACUUCAAAGAAAUUGAAGAAGAGAUGGUUUCAGAACCAAAUGAACAGUUGCAAUCCAAAGCUGAUGAUAAAAAUUUGAAGGAGUUUUAAAUUCAUGCAGGGGAACUGUGGGAUAUAUAACUUUGCGUUUGAUAUAAGAAUGCAGUUGCAUUGAUAAGUUUCAUUUUGACCAAAAUGCUUAUUUUUCUGAACUUAUCUUCGAAGAUAUUGAAGGUUUUUAAAAUUUGCUUUGUAAUUUUAUGACAUCCAAUUUUGUGAAGUCUU